CACCGUAACCAGACACCGGUCCACCCUAAGUUAGCUCAAUGAGUCACCAAAACCAAAACUCCUCACUGCUUCGAGGUUUUUUCAGCGUCACAACCAACUGAAAACACAGUCAGUCAUGAUGAAGGUUCUUCUGACUGUAGUUUUAUUUCUGUUUCUUGUUCAUGGAGCUCGAGCACAAGAGCUCGACCUGUCUGAUUUCUUUGACAAACCCAAUGAGCCACCAAAGGCCACAGAAAAGCCCAAAAACGAUGAGUCCAAAAAGCCUGCUGGAGGUGGAGAGCUUGACCUGUCUGAUGUCUUUGACAAACCUAAUGAGCCACCAAAGGUCACAGAAAAGCCCAAAAACGGUUUGUUGGAUCUAGCAGAUGCUCUACUUCCAGAUAAUGACGAGAAAAAUCCUGUGCCGCCAAAAAGUGGUGGAGGUUUGUUGGAUCUAGCAGAUGCUCUACUUCCAGAUAAUGACGAGAAAAAUCCUGUGCCGCCAAAAAGUGGUGGAGGUAUUAGUGAUUCAGAUUUGAUUGACGUUCUUGAUGGCUAUAAACCUGAUGGAGGAAGCUCAGGAGGCAGGUCGGCAGAAGGCCAUGUUCGGGAUACUCGUGGAGGUGGUGAUGAAAAGCCUCAAGAGGCUGGAUCAGGACAGAUUGCAGGAAUCGUCAGUGCCGUAGCGAUGGCACUGGUGGGAGCAGCAUCCAGUUACAUUGCUUACCAGAAGAAAAAGCUGUGCUUCAAGGGUCAGGGAGGUUCAGACCUAGAGAGGGGCAAAGGCCAACAGGGUGUCCAAUCUGAGCCUCAAGUCCUCAGCAACCUGCUCAAGACGUCCUAGACUCGGGUCAUCUCAGACACCAUGCGAAGACACAGAAGACAACAGUCUAUGAAGCUGUUGCCAUCAUUAGUCAUCUUUGGUCAGAAAACUCAACAUCUACUGCAGUAUGAUUUGUGUAAUCUUUGGGAUCAGCCUAAGUCUGACCUGAAACUAUAUUGUUCACAGUACCAAUCAAACGUUUGGACACACUGUGUCCAAAUUUUUGACUGGUAGUGUAUUUUUUCCCAUUUGUCUUUGUGGAAAAAAUUGAAAUCAGAAUUUCUGGAUCAGCCAUUUAUCUCUUUAUUGUUUUAAAGUCUUGUUUUUACUAUACACAUCAAUUUAGUUUAGCCUUCUUUGUAUGUUUGUCAUCAUGUUUGUGAUUAUACACUAAAAAGUGGACAUGUUCACUUUAAGUGGCAUCCGCUUUUGCAUCCUGGAGGACAUUGGUGUGAAUAAUGUGUAGUGUUUGUGGGCUUGUAAAGGAAGUACAUGAGAAGGGUCAAAUAUGCCAUUCAAGUUAUUUUCAUUUGCUCCUACAGCGGUCCUUAAAGGUGCCACAAAUGGCACUUUAACCAUUAUUAGACCAGCCAACAACUAUUUUUAUGUAAAGCUUUAGUGGCUUAAUGCCAUCCCAUGCAGACGAUGAGACAACACUCCCCUGUGUGUGUAGUAAUCAGAGUUUUUCCAUUCCACCUUUUCAUAGCCACAUUGGUGCACCUUUACUGUAUGUGAGCGCUGACCGGUCAAACCAUUGCCUCUACCCAUGUUUAUAAAGAGACCGUAGUGACCACCCCAAAUAUCACACUGAAGCCUCAGCAUCUCAGACCAAAACGCAGCCUGUGUUUUGGUCUGAGACGCUGUUUUGCUGGAUUUGCUAUAUUGUUUAUACGACCCUUAAGUACCAGUUUUUGCUUUUUAAAUAUUGUAUGCAGGUUCUAGUUAUCUAUAAAGUGGACAUGAACCUUCUCUAUCUACCACAGCCUUAUUUUACCUUGGAAUGUUAUCCAGUGAAAAGCUCAUUGCAGUAGCACAGAGUGUGUCACCUUCUGGAAUAAUAGUAGAGAAGCGCGAGGACGUUUCGCUUCAAAUCGCAGAAGCUUCCUCAGCUAAAAUUCUUGCUCUGGUAGUCUGACUUCUGUCUUGACUCUACAAGAGUCAAGACAACCAUUCCAGUCGAAGAUUCAAGCUUCUCUACUAUGGAAACCACCUGGACAACUGAGAGCCUUCACAGAAACUUCUGCAAUAAUCAUAUACUUUUUAAUCUGAAUGUUUUUGUAGAAAAAUGCAAUUCACUCCAGUCACGAUCAUGGUAGUACAGCCACAGCAGUAUUGCAUGAUCCCACCUUGACCUCACAUUCCCCUGACAAAAUGCCCGCAGAAUCAUGUCAAUAUGAAACAUCACUCAUGCUUAUGAUGCCUGUACAUUACACUUUGUGUAGAGACAUUAACAGGUGAUUGCUGUCACCCAGUGACAGUCGGCGCAUAGCAGGGAAAUUGCACCAAAGUAGGGUGCUCUGUUUUCCAUUAUUAAUGAAAACAGGUGCUGCUGCAGACUCUAGUUGAAGAGGAAGAGUUUGCGGUCAUGUGAUCCUGACAGUGUCUGGUUGUCUUCAUGUUUCUUUUGUGACAGCACCGUGCUGGUUCGUCACCAUUUAUUCUCCUCACUUAUCACCAAUCGCACAAGACUCAGCAGGAUGUUGUCAUGAAAGUGCCAGAGUAUCAACAAGACACGCCAAUAUAUCACCAUGACCAUGACAUUUGAACCUUUCAAAAAAUGUGAUGGUUCGUGAGCUCCCCAGGCCUGAGGUGAUACAUCACGCUGUACUGCAACAUGGUGCUCGAAGUCAUCGAGUCAUCAGCAGGACUCACCGAGUCCUACACUUCACUGUGAAACGUGCUAAAUGUCAUGAAGGUGGAACCCUGCCCUCAAAAGGCCUUUAUUGUGGUGUCGAUAGACUCUUCAUGUAGGUGGAUUCAGAUCCAGAAGAAGUUUUUCGUAUCAAAAGAUGAUCCAAGUGGGGGGUUAGGACAAUACGAUGCUGUUUCACUAAUUACUCAGAUGCAUGAGACAGAAAGUGUGUUGUUUGUAUCACAGGUAACUUUUGUUCACGAUGUUCAAACAUUUUGUCAGCAGUGUUGGCUGGAGUCAUAAAUGAGUACAGAAAUGAUCAGAAUCCCAGUAAUUUUAUUAUGGGGUUAUAGAUUAGAAUUGUUAUGAUUAAAAUAAUUUAUGGGGCCUUUAAACUGUAAAUACGUCUGAUAAUGUGCUGCUGCGCUGUUUGAUUUUAGAAGGGCUGAGGUCAUCACUUCUUUUCUGUUCUAGGUUUUGGUAAGUUUGACUGUUGAUUUCACAGAUGGACGUUUUCCAUGUGUAUCACAACUGAUGAUCAGAGAAGUGUUAAAGUUUGUGUGUCAAAUGGAUGUUUUCAAUAAACUGGUGUUGUACAGUG
Molecule: messenger RNA, 3255 nt
Organism: Thalassophryne amazonica
Lineage: Eukaryota; Metazoa; Chordata; Actinopteri; Batrachoidiformes; Batrachoididae
Gene: cd99
Product: CD99 molecule
Exons: 16
Coding region: 116-823 (235 amino acids)
Biological process (GO): positive regulation of neutrophil extravasation; T cell extravasation; homotypic cell-cell adhesion
Source: RefSeq, a predicted model, not a curated record